AUGGCUGAGAUAACGUCGCCGCCUCCAAGGGUAUUCCGCUCUGGAGCAUCCAACAACUGGCGCAUCAAGGACGACUCGCCCCGCGCGGACCAGGCACAGGUGCGGUCGCGAGUCAACCGGAAUGAUGGGCAAUCACCCCACACCAACCUGGCGUCGAACACACAACCUCGGUCGGACGCAGCACCUGGCACCCGUCUUUAUGUCGGCAACCUGCUCUACAGCGUGCAGAAGGCAGACAUUGAAGCCUUGUUUGCCGAACAGGGCUUUAAUGUCGUCGGGGUGACCAUCUCGACCGACCCGUUCACCGGCCGCAACCCCAGCUACUGCUUUGUCGACCUGGGCAGCGCCGAGGAGGCGCAGCGGGCAAUUGCAGAUUUGAAUGGUGUCGACGUGCGUGGAAGGGCGCUCCGGGUGAAACCUGGGGUGGCCAGGCGAGGCCAGACGUCAGAUCAGCCUCAGGGGGAGAAUGGCACCGCUCGAGAAGUCAGAGUCAAGAACUUUGAGCAAGGGUGGGGCCGAGAAACGAAGGAAGAGCGGAGUACGGAUUACAAACCGACAUUCGACCGCUGGAACCGCAGCGAUGCCUCGUCUCACUGGCAGGCGCCGCAGACCGAGGGACGCCGCCUGUUCGUCGGCAGCCUCCCGCGCAUUGAGCCUCAGUCGGCACUCGACGAGGAAAUUCAGACCCUGUUCGCAACAUACCUCCCCGACGAGGGGAUUACGCCAACCGCCGUCUCCAAGCUCAUCUCGCCGCACCCUAGCAAAGUCGCUGGCGGUGAGCCCGGUGAUUACUACUAUUGCUUCGUGGACCUAGCGCGCGCCGAGGACGUCGAGACUGUGAUCGAGAAACUGGCCGGGGCCCAGGGUAGCUGGGGCGGGAACUUGAGGGUAGGCCGCGCCAGGGAGCAGCGAGAACGAGGAGGGCCCGAGAGGAAGGUGUUGAGAGAGCAAGGACUCAGGAACGAGGGAGAGAAGAAACCUUUCGAUGCGAGCAGGUGGAGGAAAGACGGAGCUCAAGAAUGA
Molecule: messenger RNA, 1023 nt
Organism: Capronia epimyces CBS 606.96
Lineage: Eukaryota; Fungi; Ascomycota; Eurotiomycetes; Chaetothyriales; Herpotrichiellaceae
Exons: 2
Coding region: 1-1023 (340 amino acids)
Cellular component (GO): cytosol
Molecular function (GO): mRNA binding
Source: RefSeq, a predicted model, not a curated record